CCCCAACUGGACCGGAGCGAGACAAGAAGCCCUGAGACUCUGCACCAGGCUGCUGCAGCUGUGUUCUCCAUUUGACAGGAUGUGGAUGACUAACAUUGUCGCUCUUUGUCUGCUGGCCUUCACGGCCUCUGCAGAGGAGAAGAAACUGAGCAGCCAUGCCUCCACGCUGGCUGAAAACAGUGCCAACCUGGCCUUCAGCCUCUACCAAACCAUGGCCAAGGACAAGGCCACGGAGAACAUUGUGGUCUCUCCUGUUGUGGUUGCCUCCUCUCUGGGACUGGUCGCUCUUGGUGGUAAGGCCUCCACCGCCUCUCAGGUGAAAACCGUCCUCAGUGCCAACAAACUCAAGGACGAGCACCUGCACUCGGGCCUGUCAGAGCUCCUCACCGAGGUGAGCAACGCCAAGACCCGCAACUCCACCUGGAAGAUCAACAACCGCCUGUAUGGGCCCAGCACCGUCUCCUUUGCCGACGAGUUUGUGAAGAGCAGCAAAAAGCACUACAACUAUGACCACUCCAAGAUCAACCUCCGGGACAAGAGGAGCGCGGUGAACUCCAUCAACGAGUGGGCGGCCAAGUCCACGGAUGGCAAGCUGCCCGAGAUUACCAAAGAUGUGGAGAACCCAGACGGAGCCAUGAUCGUCAACGCCAUGUUCUUCAAGCCUCACUGGGACGAGAAAUUCCACGAACAAAUGGUGGACAACCGAGGUUUCCUGGUGACCCGUUCCUUUACCGUUGGAGUUCCCAUGAUGCACCGCACAGGUCUUUAUGAUUUCCUCGACGACAAAGAGAACAAGCUCUUUGUGCUGAACAUGCCUCUGGGACAGAAGCAGGCCUCCAUGAUUCUUAUCAUGCCAUAUCACCUGGAGCCCCUGGAGCGCCUGGAGAAGCUGCUGACGAGGAAGCAGGUGGACGCUUGGCUCAGCAAAAUGGAGAACACAGCCGUUGCAGUCUCCCUUCCCAAAAUCUCUGUAGAAGUCAGCCACAACCUGCAGAAACAUCUGGCCGAGCUUGGCCUGACUGAGGCUGUGGACAAGUCCAAGGCCGAUCUGUCCAACAUCUCCGGGAAGAAGGACCUGUAUCUGUCCAACGUCUUCCACGCAUCGGCCUUGGAGCUGAGCAUCGAAGGGAACCCAUACGACACAAGCAUCUUCGGCUCAGAGAAGCUGAGGAAGCCCAAGCUCUUCUACGUAGACCAUCCCUUCAUUUUCCUGGUGAAGGACAACAAAACCAACUCCAUCCUGUACAUUGGCAGGGUGGUUCGACCCAAAGGGGACAAGAUGCGUGAUGAGCUAUAAUGUUAAAGUGUGGUGUAGAGUAGCUUAUAUUGUGUUGUGUUGUUGUGUGUGUUGGUGUUUUGACUGGUUUGUUAACUCAAGAGCACAUUCCAAUAGACAAUCUGUGGACUGAAGAUCUGAGAGUUUACUAAACUUUGAAGGCAACAACCUGUUAGAGGCAUUUUCGGCUCCGUAAACCAAUGUCAGUCGGCGUGCACGCUUAUAUUAAGCGUGGUGUGUUUUUUAAUUUAACAUCUUGUGUCGCCGCUGUUGGCCCAGCCACAACCCACGUGAGUUUUCUUGCAUUAUCUUUAACGUUUAAAGAAGAAAAAAGACCUUUGCAAAACUUUGCUUGUCAGAUCCUCAUUCCAUUUAUUUCACCUCAACUCCAGCUGAGUUUUCAGUGAAAAGGUGGCGAAUAUCUGGUCUCUAAUUUAUGCCUGUUUCCAGUCAGGAUUUGUCUUGUUGCUGUAGGUGUUUUAUUUUUUAUUUUCCACAGAGCAGCUGU
This is a messenger RNA of Nematolebias whitei (Rio pearlfish), 1784 nucleotides long. It is a transcript of the gene serpinh1b, whose product is annotated as serpin peptidase inhibitor, clade H (heat shock protein 47), member 1b. Gene Ontology annotation, cellular component: endoplasmic reticulum. Gene Ontology annotation, molecular function: serine-type endopeptidase inhibitor activity. NCBI's taxonomy places the organism in Eukaryota, Metazoa, Chordata, Actinopteri, Cyprinodontiformes, Rivulidae. Gene Ontology annotation, biological process: collagen fibril organization; negative regulation of endopeptidase activity. The record is from RefSeq and is a predicted model, not a curated record. The transcript is spliced from 7 exons. The coding region runs from base 80 to 1297 and encodes 405 amino acids.